GGGCUGAGAACCCUGACCCCUGCCACACAGAGCCACUUGGGAUUGGCUGGCAGGUUUCUGUGAUGUCACAGGCACUGAGGAUGCGCACUUUGGGCUGGGAGGCGACCAGUGGCCAGUAGUGAGUCUACUGCCCAACUGACCAGGUGUUGGUAGCAUAGGCAGGAGGCACAUUUGAGAGAAUCCAAUGGAUUCAAGAUGGAGGUGAGUGGGACUGGCUCUCUGCAUGGCCUGUGAUGCAGGGAAGGUCGCGCCCAGAUUGGAUAUGGACACCCAGAGGUACCGGAGGGCCCUGGAGCGAGCAGCGAUCAUCAUGAAAUAUGAGCAGGUCCCCUCUUGGCUGCAGGGAUGCCGAGGAGCGGCACUGUUGGAGCCUGAAGAAGAGGAUGAUGAGGGCGGCUGCCUCGUCCCAGACAGGCUUGGGUUCCUGCAUGAGCAGAAGUUGCCCCAAGACAGCACCCCGGGGGCAAAGUGCAAACAAGUGCGCAGGAUCCAGAAAUGGGUGAAAAUGAUAAAGAAUCAUAGCAAAUACCAUGGCAGCGAGAAGUUUCAGCGGAGAAUCUACAAGGGCAUCCCUGCCCAGGUGCACGGGAAGGUGUGGGCUGUGAUGCUGGAGGUGGACAAGAAGAAGGCCCAGAAUCCGGGCAAAUAUGAGGAGAUGAAAGAGCAGGCCAGGCUGGGCGCCACUCACUUCCAUCACAUCGACUCCGCCAUCACAUGGACUUUUAGAAACCACCUGAUGUUCUGGGAACAUUACGGAAUGAAAUUACAUCAACUUUCCAAAAGACACUGUGGAGAGAAUGAAAUGAAAGGUAUUAUUUCUAGAAUAUUCAAGGAGCCCUUCAACUCAGUAACAAGGAAGCAGUGGGCACCUCCCAGCGCCCCAGGGACACAGGCUCAGGUGGGCCCCUUCAUGAAAGCACACACAAUUCACCUCCUCAGCGCAUGAACACAUGCUUAGCACCUAAACCACAACGGGGCACCAGCGCACAGCUGUGGGAAUGGGGGAACUAAGACCACCGAGGACGCCGUGUGCUGGGGAGAAGACAACGCUCCUUAUUUGAGGUGCUCCUCGCAUACUCAAUGUACAACCCCGAGGUGGGCUACAGCCAGGGCCUGAGCCAUGUGGUGGCGCUCCUGCUUAUGUAUAUGCCCGAGGACUCUUUCUGAGCCCUGGUCCAGCUCAUGGAAAACAGCAAGCACGCGAUGCAUGGUUUUUACAAACCGAACACCCCAAAACUGGAGCGAUUCCAGCAACACCUGGGAGAGAUCGUGCAUCGCGUGCUCCCCUCCCUGGAGAAACACCUGGAGAAGGACAGAGGGAAGACGACUCUUCUGAUGCUGGCACCAGGAGGGCCUGUGGAUAUGGGCUCCUCCACAGGCCUCGGAGCCCCCGGAACCAGGGCCCAUGCAGGCCAUCCCAGCCUGGGGGCCACGGCUGAAGACUUCCCUACUGGCAUGGCAGCCCCACGCACUCCGGGGACAGUCACAGGCUGGAGAUGGCCAGAGCCAGCCCUGGGCUGGGAGACCAGGCCCGUGUGCCCUCCCUGGCCCGAGGCCUCCUUACCUCCUAUGCCAUGGGGCACCUGGAUGAUGGGUGCCUCCUGGAAGAGAGGCCAUGCCCACCACGUGUCCUUCCCAG
Messenger RNA from Oryctolagus cuniculus (rabbit), 1639 nucleotides. Lineage: Eukaryota; Metazoa; Chordata; Mammalia; Lagomorpha; Leporidae. The record is from RefSeq and is a predicted model, not a curated record.